Grus americana (Whooping crane) is the source of this 6299-nucleotide messenger RNA. It is a transcript of the gene TRPS1, whose product is annotated as transcriptional repressor GATA binding 1. Gene Ontology annotation, biological process: regulation of transcription by RNA polymerase II. The transcript has 7 exons. The record is from RefSeq and is a predicted model, not a curated record. The coding region runs from base 482 to 4366 and encodes 1294 amino acids. Gene Ontology annotation, cellular component: nucleus. Gene Ontology annotation, molecular function: DNA-binding transcription factor activity; RNA polymerase II transcription regulatory region sequence-specific DNA binding; zinc ion binding. Lineage: Eukaryota; Metazoa; Chordata; Aves; Gruiformes; Gruidae.
UUGGCGACUUCAAAACCGCGGUAGCCCCGCUGGAGUCGGGAGGGUCAAGUUCAGCGGCGGCGGCGGGCAGGGGGAGCAGCCCCCUGGCCCGGAGGCGGGGAGGGGAGCGGCGGCGGCGGCCGCGGCUCUGCCCUCCCCUCCGCGCCUCUCCGCGCCUUAUCUCCGCGGCCGCCGAUUCCCCGGCACCGGGGCGCUCCGGGGGGAGGGGAAGGGAGACGCGGGGGGUGGAAGUAGAAGACGAGCAAAGAGGGUUUGCAUCCGAUGAGCUGCAGUCGCACAGUCUUGCCGCUCCUGCCGCUGCUGGAAGUUUUAAUGGGGAUCAUGACAAGCGGGGCACAGAGACACCAUCAUGAAGAGUAAUAUACAGAUCAGCUCUCAAAAUGUCUUCUGUGUCUUCCGUGCAUCUUCUAAGACAAUUGCAUUAGCCCGCCUGCUAGUUGACUAAUAGAAUUAAUAAUUGUAAAAAGCACUCUAAAGCCACAUGCCUUAUGAAGUCAAUGCUGGGUAUGAUUUUACAAAUAUGGUCCGGAAAAAGAACCCCCCUCUAAGAAACGUUGCUAGUGAAGGUGAGGUACAGACCCUUGAGUCUACAGGUACUGAAAGUGAAGAGUCUGGAAGGAAAAAAGAAUUUUCCGCAGAGCAGAUGCAAGAAAACACUGACCAGGGUGAUGCGGCAGAGUUAAAUAACAAGGAGGAACUUUGCACGCAUGUCCAAGAGCCAUCUUCCAGCAUUAAAAAGGACUUGAAAAGCUCAGUGCUGAGUGAAAAGGCUGGCUUCAAUUAUGAAAGCCACAAUAAGGGAGGAAAUGUUCCAUCCUUCCCUCAUGAUGAGGUGACAGACAGAAAUAUGCUGGCUUUCUCAUCUCCAGCUGUUGGGGGAAUCUGUGAGCCCUUGAAGUCUCCUCAAAAAUCAGAUGCAGAUGACACCCAAGAUGUGGUCUGUACCCCGUCAGGAGAUGCAGCAGAGACAAAUGAGGAGCAUCAGAUGUCGCCAAAAGCUUCAGAUGAAACAGUGCAAGUGCAAAGUGGUCAAACUGAUGGCCAAGGCUCAAGCCCGGUCCCCACGGCCUCAAAAAACCCACAAGUGCCUUCAGAUGGGGGUUUAAGGCUGAACAAAUCUAAAGCAGAUUUGUUGGUAAACGAUAACCCAGAUACGGCGCCUCUGUCUCCAGAGCUUCAGGACUUCAAAUGCAACAUCUGUGGAUACGGUUACUAUGGGAACGACCCCACAGAUCUCAUCAAACACUUCCGCAAGUACCACCUAGGACUGCACAACCGCACCAGGCAGGAUGCUGAGCUCGACACUAAAAUUUUGGCUCUCCACAACAUGGUGCAAUUCAGCCACUCCAAAGACUUCCAGAAAGUCAACCGCACUGUGCUUUCGGGGGUGCUGCAGGACAUCAAUUCCCAGAGGCCUGUCUUAUUAAAUGGGACUUACGAUGUGCAGGUUACUUUAGGUGGAACCUUUAUUGGAAUUGGGCGGAAAACUCCAGAUUGCCAAGGCAACACCAAGUACUUCCGCUGCAAAUUCUGCAAUUUCACCUACAUGGGCAACUCCUCCACUGAACUAGAGCAACACUUCUUACAGACUCACCCAAACAAAAUGAAAGCAGCCCUUCCCUCCUCUGAUUCUGGUAAAACUUCAGAGAAAAACUCCAAUAAAUCCAGUCCUACUCUUCGACCAUGUGAUUCUGGAGACUUGGGGAAGUGGCAAGACAGAAUCACUGUAAAAGCAGGAGAUGAUACACCAGUUGGAUAUUCGGUGCCCAUCAAGCCAAUAGAUUCCUCUAGACAAAAUGGUACCGAUACAACCAGUUACUACUGGUGUAAAUUUUGCAGUUUCAGCUGUGAAUCGUCCAGCUCAUUGAAACUAUUAGAACAUUACAGCAAACAGCAUGGGGGAAGCCAGGCAGGAAGCCUUCACCCAGAUCUGAAUGAUAAGCUUUCUAGGGGAUCUGUCAUUAACCAGAAUGAUCUAGCCAAAAAUGCAGAUGGGGAGUUAGUGACAAAGACAGAAAAGGGUGCGAGUGUGGCAAAAAAGAAAGACUUGACUAGCAAAGGAGCAGAGGACAGCAUGGUGACAAGCUACAACUGUCAGUUCUGUGACUUUAGGUACUCAAAGAGCCAUGGCCCAGAUGUAAUAGUGGUGGGCCCACUUCUCCGUCACUAUCAGCAGCUACACAACAUUCAUAAAUGUACCAUUAAGCACUGUCAGUUCUGUCCCCGAGGCCUCUGCAGCCCAGAAAAGCACCUUGGAGAAAUUACUUAUCCAUUUGCUUGCAGAAAAAGUAAUUGUUCCCACUGUGCUCUCUUGCUUUUGCACCUGUCUCCAGGGGUGACAGGAAGCUCUAGAGUCAAACACCAGUGCCAUCAGUGCUCAUUCUCCACUCCCGACGUGGAUGUUCUCCUGCUCCACUAUGAGAAUGCACACGAAGCCCAAGCAUCCGAUGUCAAACCAGAAACAAACGCCCUGCCAGGGGCAGAGGGGCCGCUGAUGCUCAAGGAGAACAAAGAACACUCAUGUACCAAAUGUGACUUUACCACCCAGGUGGAAGAAGAGAUUUCCCGACACUACAGGAGAGUACACAACUGCUACAAAUGCCGUCAGUGCAGCUUCACAGCUGUUGACACUCAGUCACUACUAGAGCACUUCAACACUGUGCACUGUCAGGAGAUGGACGUCACUACAGCCAAUGGGGAGGACAGUCAUGGUGUUUCGUCUAUCAAGGAGGAGCCAAAAAUUGACCUCAAGGUCUACAGUCUGAUUAAUCCGGACCCCAAAAUAGGGGAGCCCAUAUCUGACAGCAUAGUGAAGAGGGAAAAGAUAGAAGAUAAGGAAGUGCUCAAGGAGAAAGGUUGGACUGACAGUCCCAAUGAUGAUCUUCGCAACGUGACCUGGAGAGGAACAGACAUUUUGAGGGGGAGCCCGUCAUACACACAGACCAGUCUAGGCUUAUUGACCCCAGUGUCCGUUGGCCAAGAGCAGCCAAAGCCUUUAAGGGAUAGUCCAAACGUAGAAGCUGCCCAUCUUGCACGGCCCAUUUACGGCUUGGCGGUGGAGAGCAAGGGCUUCCUGCAAGGCGUGCCGGCCGGAGCAGCGGAGAAAGCCGGGCAGCUCACCCAGCCAUACCCUGGAUCCGGGGACAGCAAGGCGAAGGACGAAUCCCAGUCCUUAUUACGGAGACGUAGAGGCUCGGGUGUUUUUUGUGCCAAUUGCCUGACCACAAAGACCUCUCUCUGGCGAAAGAAUGCAAAUGGUGGAUAUGUAUGCAAUGCGUGUGGCCUCUACCAGAAGCUUCACUCGACUCCCAGGCCUUUAAACAUCAUUAAGCAGAACAAUGGUGAGCAGAUCAUUAGGAGACGAACAAGAAAGCGCCUUAACCCGGAGGCACUCCAGGCUGAGCAGCUAAACAAACAGCAGAGGGGUAGCAGUGAGGAACAAGUCAAUGGAAGCCCCUUAGAGAGGAGGUCAGAGGAUCAUUUACCUGAAGGUCAUCAGAGAGAAAUUCAGCUUCCCAGCCUCAGUAAAUACGAGGCCCCAGGUUCAUUGACUAAAAGCCAUUCUGCUCAGCAGCCAAUAUUGGUCAGCCAAACUCUGGAUAUUCACAAAAGGAUGCAACCUUUGCACAUUCAGAUAAAAAGUCCUCAGGAAAGUACUGGAGACCCAGGAAACAGUUCAUCGAUAUCAGAAGGGAAAGGAAGCUCAGAGAGAGGCAGCCCGAUAGAGAAAUACAUGAGACCUGCAAAACACCCAAACUAUUCACCACCUGGAAGCCCUAUUGAAAAAUACCAGUACCCACUUUUUGGACUUCCGUUUGUACACAAUGACUUUCAGAGUGAAGCUGACUGGCUGAGAUUCUGGAGUAAAUAUAAGCUGUCUGUUCCUGGGAAUCCACACUACUUGAGUCAUGUGCCUGGCCUACCAAAUCCUUGCCAAAACUAUGUGCCUUAUCCCACCUUUAAUCUGCCUCCUCAUUUUUCAGCUGUCGGAUCAGACAAUGACAUUCCUCUAGAUUUGGCGAUAAAGCAUUCCAGACCUGGGCCAACUGCAAAUGGUGCCUCCAAGGAAAAGAAUAAGGCACCACCAAAUGUAAAAAAUGAAGGUCCCUUGAAUGUAGUAAAAACAGAGAAAGUUGAUAGAAGUACUCAAGAUGAACUUUCUACCAAGUGUGUGCACUGUGGCAUUGUCUUUCUGGAUGAAGUGAUGUAUGCUUUGCAUAUGAGUUGCCAUGGUGACAGUGGACCUUUCCAGUGCAGCAUAUGCCAGCAUCUUUGCACGGACAAGUAUGACUUCACAACUCACAUCCAGAGGGGCCUACACAGGAACAAUGCACAAGCUGAAAAGAAUGGAAAACCUAAAGAGUAAACCUUAGCACUUAGCACAAUUAAACAGAAAUAGGUUUCCUUGAUGGGAAUUCAAUAGCUUGUAAUGUCUUGUGAAGACCUAUAAAGCACUUCAUAUAGAGAGCAUGCCUUAUCCAAUAUUAAAUCCCUUGUUCUUUUUUUUGUUUUUCCUUUUUCUUCUUUAUUUUUUUCCUUUUUUAUUUUUUUUUCUUUUUAAAUGAGUGGGUUACCAAGAAAAAAAACAAACAGUUGGAUGGUGGCCAGAAGGGGGAGAAGAUAAUUAUAUGGGACACGGCCCACCAAAGCUAGCCAGAAUGCAGUGAAUCAUGGCGAAUAACCUUGAGAAAAUUUUACCGGACAAUUAAUGCCUUUGCUAUUGUGUAAGAGACGUAACUGGCAAGAGUGCAAAGAUGUGUAUAUGUAUAUACUGCUGCAGGGGUAUAGUGAACAUAUGCACAUUGUAUAUAAGAACUAGACUUGUUAAAUAUACAAAUGUUAAAAGGUCAUUUCUUUUCUUUAAUUUGGGCUAAUUUCUGCCCUACAACAUGCCUUAGGAUCACUUUGUCCUCAAAGCUUUGGCAGCAAUUUCAUCUAGAUGUUUCUCAGACUCCGCUGAUUUUUAGCUACCAUUUUAUCACUACAUUCUUUCUGGCACACUUUAGUCUAGGAAAACCAUUUUGUGCAAGUGAAGUCUCUAAUACAGAAGCCACACUCCGGGUUUAAUUUGCAUAGAACAAGGUAACCUGCUGUAUUUUAUUUUAACAUAUUUUUAAUAUAUUGCAUUUCUAAACCUUAAAGUCUAAGGUUACUUCUCCACAGGCUUAACGUUGCUAUACAUACCAGUCAAUCCCUUCAGUAGACUUAUACCAGCUUUUGCUAAGUAGCAUUAAAUGUCUUCGUAGUACUUUUUAAUACUUAAAGCUUUGUAAAAACUAUCCAUGAAGGGAAAGCUCCUCAGCAUAACUGCUCAGGGAAAUAGGGCUAAAUAACUAAAUAUUAAAUAAUUGGUUAAAGGUGCUGUUAGACGAGCCUCCAUGCUUGCUACAAGGGUGUACAAGAACUGACUUUAAUCAUUUUCAUUAUAGUGUCCCAACCAGUAGUUUAUUAUUUUGCCACAGGGAUGUAGAAGAUAUUACAAGCUACUGGAUGCACUGUCAGAUUAACUUAUUUCAUUAAAGAAGUUGGGAGAACAAAUAGAAAAAACCUUAUUUUUCUAGUAAAUAUUAAUGUAUUACAUUUCAAAUAAUGGUGCCUGACAUAUUGAAUAAUUAUUUUCUACAGUGUACGUAUGCAACAAAGAUAUUCCAUCAUGCAUUAGAGUCAGUUCUGGCUCUGCCUCGCUGUUUACAUUUGCAAAUGUAGCAAACAAGGUAAUGAAGCAACUAUUUCUAUUGCAGUAGGUAUCUUUUUUUCUGUGUGUGUGCAUUAAAGUUGUAAACGAUAACAUGAAAUGAAUGAAAUUUGUUGAUAUUAAUGGUAUGGAAAAACAAGAAGGAAAUGAAAAUAUUUUUAUGCCUACUUAGGAAAAAAAGGGUAGCACUAUUCAUUCCAAGUACUUUUGUAUUCUUAAGCUCUUAACUCACAUUGUUAUGCUUAAAAUGAUAAACAUAUAUCCUCUUUUUAUUGCUUUGUCUGUGUUUCAGAAGAAACAUUUCAGAAAUUAUUUUGAUAAGUGCUGUUUGACGAUGCAGCACUGAUGUUUUAUUGCAUUCUGUAGUAGCAUUGCACUCCAUUUUUACAAUAUUACGCAGUUGCUUUUUUGUUUUGUUUGGGUUUGUUUCUUUUUCGCAGUGCAGGGUCUUAGUUCCUUAUGGUUGGAUGGCAGGUGUAGCUCAACUGGUUCAUGAAUGUUGCAGCGAAUGAAGUUUAAAAUGUCUUUCUGAUAUUAUGUUGUCUUUUAUUUCUCCAUUCAUGCAUUUUAUUUUUUAAAAUGUUCUAUAAAAAUAUCUCUGGAC